Molecule: messenger RNA, 2366 nt
Organism: Chelonia mydas (Green sea turtle)
Lineage: Eukaryota; Metazoa; Chordata; Testudines; Cheloniidae
Gene: LRR1
Product: leucine rich repeat protein 1
Exons: 4
Coding region: 203-1483 (426 amino acids)
Molecular function (GO): protein binding
Source: RefSeq, a predicted model, not a curated record
UCGCCCAGGGGGUCCCGGGCCGGGGCGGAGACCGCAGCUCGGGCCCCGUCGUGGCCAACGCGCCGCACAGACGAAGCCCCAGCGGAGGGAGGGCCCAGAGGAGUCAGGCGGCGCGCGGGCGGCUCCGCCAGGCUGUGCCAGGAGCUCGAGCGGCCGCAGGACCCCCGGGCGGGCGGGCGCGCGCUGCCCGAGCGGGCCGGGCAUGAGGCUGCAGUGCGAGGUGGAGGUGCGGAGCCGCCUGCUGCCCACCUGCGGCCUGCGGGGCCGGGCCAAGGGCGCCCACGCGCUGCUCUCCCUGGGCCGGCAGCCCGACAGGCCGCCCGGCCGCGGGGGGCCCAGCGCCGGCCACGGCGUCUACCUGAUGGUCUGCACCGCGCGGGACCGGGCCGGGGCCAGGUACAAGUUGAAGGAGAACAUUGAGCAGUUCUUCACCAAAUUUGUGGAGGAAGGGAAAGCUACUGUUCGUCUGAAGGAACCUGCAGUGGAUGUCUGUCUCAGCAAGGCAAAUGCUAGCAAUUUAAAGAGCUUCCUUGCAGCAGUGAGGCUGGCUCACCGAGGCACCGAUGUUGAAGCGUUGCCGCUCUCAGUCUUGGUACCAGCAAAGACUUCGGAAGUUGAAAAACCUAAAACUAAGAUGAUCAUUACGUCGAGACGAGACUAUCCGCUAACCAAAAAUUUCCCUUACUCCCUCGAACAACUGCAGGCCUCAUACUGCAAACUCGCCCGAGUCGACAUGCGAAUGCUUUGUCUGAAGAAACUCCGAAAACUAGACUUAAGCCACAAUCAUAUCAAAAAGCUGCCAGAAACUAUUGGUGACCUCGUCAGCCUUCAGGAGCUUAAUCUGCACAACAAUCACUUGGAGUCCUUCUGCGUAGCUCUGUGCAACUCCACGCUUCAGAAGUCUCUCCAGUUUUUGGACCUCAGCCAAAAUAAAAUCAAAGCACUUCCAGUUCAGUUUUGUCAACUGCAAGAACUCAUUCACUUAAAGCUGGAUGAUAAUGAGUUGAUUAGGUUGCCGUUCAAGAUGGGCCAGCUAAGUCAACUGCGCUUCCUGUCAGCAGCCCGUAAUAAGCUUCCUUUUUUGCCCAGUGACUUCAGAAAUCUCUCGCUUGAGAAGUUAGAUCUCUUUGGAAACCCUUUUGAACAGCCUAAUCCUCUUGUUCCCAGCAUACAGCUAAAAAUACCAUUAACUUUACUAGAAUCUGCUGCAAGAGCAACAGUAAAUUACAGAAUCCCUUACGGUCGUCAUCUCCUUCCUUCUCACCUCUGUGAAGAUCUGGAAGUAGCUAAAACAUGUCAGUGUGGAAGUGCCUGUCUAAGCUGCUUCAUUCAGACAACAGUGACCAUGAAUCUCCACCACGUAGCUCAUACUGUGGUCCUUGUAGAUAACAUGGGCGGUACAGAGGCACCCAUUGUCUGUUAUUUUUGCUCUCUAACUUGUUAUUCCCAGUUUCUAGAUAGAUAUCUGCAGAGUAAUAGGUGACCUUAAGGGACAGCAAAGGCACUGUUGUGGGAAGUUUCAUCCAGUGAUGGAGGACUCUGAAAUCAAAUGUUGCUUGGCUGUCCUUGUUUGCUAUUAUGAAAUGGAGACAAACCAUUGAAUGUGCACUACAAAUAGUUAAUAAUGUCAAACUUACAAAGCCUUCUCACUGUAAGCCUGAUGUGGUGUAUCUGUGCUUUAAAGUUUCUUUAAUCUUAAGUAGCUAUCACUUUAGUGCAGAGAGAGAGAUCGCUCCCAACUUGAAUCUUCUUAGUAAGAAUGUAUUUUAGCUUGCUUAUAUGGCUGUAACUUUCUCCAAAGCUUCAUUAUUUUUUCUCUGUAUGCUUUUUUUUUAAAUGGAUUAGGUGACCUCUCCUUGCCAGAAGGAGAGAGUUGGGUGAAUUUCUGCUUGUUUCUGUUGUCAAUCUUGUACGCCCUCCCUUGCUUGAUGCUCUGAAUUCUAUCAGCUAGAGAGUACUAGACUUUUUUCCUAGUCCAGAAUCUCCUAUUCUCCUUCGAAAUAGCACAGUGUGGUGCCUUUCCUGCCAGCGAGCAGGAGUCCUAUGUCUAUUCACUCGCUUGUUUAUUGCGGAACAACAAAGUAUUCUGCUGCCAAAGAGCAUGACUAGUUCUAAAACACUCUUCAGGUAUCUUCGGUUCCAUAAACAAUUCCAUGUAUAGGGUGCUCACCUCAAACAGGAAACAGUAUUAUGAUUUUUUUAUCUGAACAAAUGUUUGUGUGUUUUUAUAACUGUCAUAUGAGAGAGAAAUGACAGCUUCACAUUCACAACCUAAAUUGUUUACUAUUUCUAAGCAUCAUGCAAAUUUUUAAGGUUCUUGGGAUGUUCAUUAUGUGAUUACGUCAGUUAUUAAAUGGUGAAAUUCU